GGCAACUGGCCGCCGCCCUCCCCAUUGAUUACUAGCGCAUCCUAGGCGUGCCCCUACUUUGCAUUGCCACCUGCUGACCCUUGGUCCACCCAGAUUUCCGUCUUCCAGCGUAAGCCACUGACAAACCAGGAUUUCCGUCUUCUAACGCAAGCCACUGACAAACCAGGAUUUCAGUGAGAGCAUAAUAAGCACAAGGGGCCGGGCGCGGGGAGGGAAGCGAAGUGGUCGGUCGGUCGACGAUUCCACGGUCCUCCCGCUGGAAGGAGGAGCCAUGGGAGUGGGACUGAACAGGCAGGAAAUGGGGCGGGCGGCGGCGACGGCGGCGGCUCCAACGGCGAGCGCAGCAGGAAGGCAGCAAGCCCUGGCCAGCAGGAGUGCCACUGCCAAGCCGUUCGCCGAAAGGUCUCGGCCGGCGCAGCGAGGGAUGGGUGGCCCAGACAACACGCGCCACAACUACCGCGGUGUCCGGCAGCGCCGGUGGGGCAAGUGGGUGGCCGAGAUCCGCGAGCCCAACCGCGGCAAGCGCCACUGGCUGGGCACCUUCGACAAUCCCGUCGACGCGGCCGUCGCCUACGACCGGGCGGCCGUGUCCAUCCACGGCGCCCACGCGCACCUCAACUUCCCCUGCUCUGCCGCCACCACUGCCGACGCAUCCCUCGAGCAUGAGGCAAAGCCGAUGGUUGCUGCUGCUGCGCUUGGCGGCGGUGGCGCAGAAGCCGUAAGUCAGCGGCAGGAGGACGACGACCCUCAUGACAUCGCCAUGUACAUCGAUUUCGAUGCGGUGUUCGACAUGGUGCCCUUUUGUCAUGGCAUCAAGAGAGAGGAUUGCCAGCAUGAGGGGUUCGAUGGCGACGCCGUUCACUCGCCGCUGUGGGCACUGGGUGACUGAAAUGGGUAUCUGAGCGAGGCAGGGUGAGAUGGCAACUUGGCUGACUUCAGUAGCGUUGUUGUUCUGAUGGUUCUGGCAUGAUUAGGAAUGGAAGUUAGCUUUGCUGGUAGUCCCUUCAGAAUUCAGAUCGUUUAGCUAAGCUUUACAUACUAGUACUAGUAGUAAUGAGUAGUGGUCAUAAUAUUUUGUUCGGUUAGCUGGAAGCUGUGGACUAUAAGGAUCUGCAGGUGGAAUGCUGUAUAGGAUUAGGCUUAGAGAUCCAUAGUGACCUUUUGUUCCUGGUUACUAUGGAAUUUACUGAUGCACCGAGUCGUCAAAUGCUAAUUGGGUAAUCGGUACUCCAUUCCUUUGAAA
This is a messenger RNA of Zea mays, 1243 nucleotides long. Its product is annotated as dehydration-responsive element-binding protein 2D. Gene Ontology annotation, molecular function: transcription cis-regulatory region binding; DNA-binding transcription factor activity. Gene Ontology annotation, cellular component: nucleus. The record is from RefSeq and is a predicted model, not a curated record. Gene Ontology annotation, biological process: positive regulation of DNA-templated transcription; response to stress. Lineage: Eukaryota; Viridiplantae; Streptophyta; Magnoliopsida; Poales; Poaceae. Bases 272 to 889 code for a protein of 205 amino acids. The transcript has 2 exons.